GAUUUUAUUUGCAUUUUGGUGUGUGAUGUGAAGAGAAAAUUUUGCUCGAUAUUAGUACAAUGAGUACUACUAUUUCCUCUGUAAUUUUUUUUUCUUGUUACUAUUUAUAUAUUUAGUGAAAAUAAUGAUAUUUUCAACAGAUUAAUGUCAAUAUUGAUCAUGUGGAUCAAUAAACAAUCAUUUGGACCAAGAAUUUAUAGGUUAGGAAAUCUAAUUUUUUAAAAGGCCAAAAACAACAAAAAAAAAGUCGAUAGAUUAAGUAUUUUGGAAAAAAAUUAUUUCAAAAAAAGAUAAAAGUGACAAUGGCGAAAGUUUGGAGUUAUUUCUUGUUUCUAUUGUGGAUAUCAUAUCUCAUGGCUAUUGCUUUACUACUUUUCACUCAAGGUUUUUUACUUAACAAAGUAGCAAGAACUGAAAAAGGUGAAUGUAUUCAGUGUAAAGAUUCUGUUUAUUGUACGAAGGAAAGUAUUUUUCAAGAUCAACAAACAUCGGCUUCAUUAUGCAUGGAACCAAGGGCAAAAAUUGUUCUUUUAGUUGUCGAUGCAUUGAAAUAUGAAUUUGUUAAAUGGAAUAAACGUAAUUUAGCGCCGUCUUAUUAUAAAAAUAAAAUGCCAAUAAUAAAUGAUUUAUUGGCAAAAUAUCCACAAUAUACACGUUUGUAUAAAUUUGUUGCUGAUCCACCGACAACAACGAUGCAACGUUUAAAAAGUAUUACAACAGGAACAUUGCCAACAUUUGUUGAUGUUGGUUCAAAUUUCAAUGCUGAGAAUAUAAAUGAGGACAAUCUUGUUGAACAAAAUUCACCAAAUGGUGUUGUUUUUAUCGGCGAUGACACGUGGGUUAAAUUAUUUCCUGGUAAAUUUUUACGACAAUAUCCAGCACCUUCGUUUAAUGUUUGGGAUUUGGAUACUGUCGAUCAGGAAGUGGAGAAGAGAAUUUUUCCCGAAUUAAAGGAAAAAGAUUGGUCAUUACUUGUGGCACAUACAUUGGGCGUUGAUCAUUGUGGUCAUAAACAUGGACCAAAUCAUCCGGAAAUGACGAGAAAAUUAAAUGAGACCAAUGAUCUUAUAAGAAGAAUUGUUGAAAAUUUAGAAGAAGAUACGAUUCUAAUGGUUAUUGGUGAUCAUGGAAUGACUGAAACUGGCGAUCAUGGUGGUUCCAGUUCAAAUGAAAUUGAUGCUGCAAUGUUUGUUUAUUCGAAAAUUCCUCUAAUUGAUCGUUUUCUUGGUAGUAGUUCGGCAAUUGUUAAUCAAAUUGAUCUUGUACCAACUUUAGCUGCUAUUUUAGGAACGCCUGUUCCAUUUUCAAAUUUAGGAACUGUUAUUCUUGAUUCAUUACCAAAAUAUUCAAAUAAUACAAAUUUUGAUUAUUUAGAAUACGCUGUACAUUCUCUAUGGAGAAAUAUUGCUCAAACAAAAAAAUACAUCGAUGUCUAUUCAUCUGACACGUAUUUAUUUUCUGAUGAAAAACUCAGAGAAUUUGAUUCUCAAUAUAAUCAUCUUUUAGAUUUAUUGGAAAAUAUUAAUCAAAGAGAAGAAUAUGAGGCAUUUAUUGUUGAAGGUAAAGAAUAUUUACGUGUAAUACGUGAUACAUGUAUUGAAAUAUGGGUACAAUUUGAUUCGGGUUUAAUGUCAAAGGGUCUUGUUUUAAUGUUUUGUACAUUAUUCUUUUUUUAUAUGUUUGUCAAUGGUCUUCCUGAAAAUAAUUUAAACAAAGUGAUAAAUUCAUCAUUUCUUCGUUAUACAAUUUAUGCAAAUCUUGCCAUUAUUUUAAUUGUAUGCGGAUUUUUUGGAAUGAAUUUUAUUGAUGAUUUCAAAAAUUCGAUAUUCUUUGGUACUGGUAGUGUUUCAAUUGCGUUUCUUGCAAUAUUAGUUGUACAAAAUUGGGACGUUAUUUCGUCAAAAUGGUACAAUACAAGACAUCAAAAGGCAAAAUAUUUUGUUAGAAUUAUUCUUUUAUUGACAUUGUGUGGUGUUUUUUCAAAUAGUUAUGUGAUUAAUGAAAAUAAAGUUCUUUCAUUUUUACUUUGUACACUUGUGUGUAUGAUGCUCUAUAGUGUACGUGUUGAAUGUACAAUGGAUAAUGUUGAGAAAAAAUCGAAAUUCCUCAUGAGAACAAUGCCAAAAACUGCCUUUUGGACAAUUAUAUUGUCACUUGGUUUUGCCGCAUGUCUCGCUGUUCGUGUUUCAAACUAUUUUUGGCGAUGUCGUGACGAUAUACAAGAGGAGAAUAACAUGUGCGCUACAUAUGUUAUGGGCAAAUCGGGUUCAAUUGAUUCAAAGAAUUUUGAACGUUUUCUUCUUGUUCUUGCUCUCAUUGUUCUUGCACUUUAUAUUACUAUUGUGAGAAUUUGGAUGCGAAAUUGUGGUAAUCUCGUUGGUUUUGCGCCAAGUGUUAUUUUUGCUCAAUAUUGUCCCGGUGUUAUUGUUGUUUUUAUGGGAUGUUAUUGGGUAUUGAGAUUGCCAAAAGAUGCAAAAGUUAAAUUUGUCCUCUCAUGGCAAAUAAAUGCAUUACCAACAAUGAUUUAUUUUCUAUUAAUAUUGGGAAUUUUUAUCUAUUUCUAUCGACCAUUAACUAUUUAUGUAUUGCCAAAGAGAAAGGAAUCAAUUAAUGUUUAUGGUGGUGAAAAUGUUGUUCCACGAUUAUUUGAAAAAAUGAAGGAUAUGAUUUAUCGUAAAAAAUCAAAUGACGAUGAAGAUUUACCAAUUGUCUAUGGUUUGGGAACUAUUUAUAGUGCUACAAUUAUUAUGUUUAGCAUGUUUUUCAUGUUAUUACAUGCACUUUUACUUGGAUAUGUUCUUGCUCCGAGUAUUUUUGCGAUAUUCGUUACUUGCAUCUCGAUUUUAGGUAUCACUGGCAUUAAUCGAUAUCGAAACGCUAAUAAUAUUGAUGAAAUGCUUCGAGUUCCGGAUUCGGUGUUACUUUGUUGGUUUUUAACAGCGGAGUACUUUUUUUAUGGAACGGGUCAUCAGCCAUCGUUUCCAACAAUUCAUUGGGAUGCGGCUUUUGUUGGAGUUGACGAUAAUAAUAAUUUUAUUCAAGCGACACUUGUUGGAAUAAAUACAUUUGGAUCGUACAUAAUUCUUGGAGUAAGUUUACCACUAUUGGUAAUUGUUCCUUUCACGUUCGGUAUCAUGUUUCCGAAUGUGGCAAAACCUAAAUUUAAAUUAGAGGACGGAACGAAAAAAGGAGAAUUGUUACUCUAUGAACGAGAUUCAGCUUUCCAAUCUUCGAUUUUCUCGGUUUGCGGAAAAUACAUUCUCUUUCAUGGAAUGAGGACAUUUGGGUGUAUGCUCGCUGCGACAAUCCAUUGCAGACAUUUGAUGGUGUGGAGUAUAUUUGCCCCGAAAUUGAUAUUCGAGGGAAUUGGAUUUCUGGUAACCCUCGGCAGCGUUCUGGCAUCGGUACUUUUAUUAAUAAGAGUCGAUUCAUGUGUGGAGCGUCUCGUAGCACAAGUAACAAAGUCAAGGUGACAGUAAAUUCUCGAUGAAAGAAAAAAAAAAAAAAAAAAAAAAAAAAAUUGAAAACGGGUGACUUAUAUAGUUAAUAGUAUUAAUUAAUCUUGAACUUAACGAAGUGAGUCCUUAUGUCCGUUAGUAUAUAUAAAAAAAAAGUCUGAACCAAAAGGCACAAACAAAAAAAACAAAAAUUACCUUUCUACUUGAAAGGAAUAAAAAAAAAAUUUUCAAAUUUAAUGAACGUUUAACUGGCAUUCUUAGAAUUUAAUAAACAAUUAACAUUUUUUUAAUAAUAUUAAAAUAGUGCAAUAUAAAAAGUUAGUUAACCAUUUAAUAAUCUAGUAAAAAAAAAAAAAGAAAAUUUCUGCUUCCUUCUAGAAAUUCAUGUGUCCUUUGGCUCUGAUUAUUCUCAUGUCCUGUAAACCAAAGUCUAAAGACAAGUCCUAGUAAUAUUUAUAAUUGAAAUUAUUAUUAUUAUAAUAGAGAUUUAAAUUAAUAUUGAAAAUUAACUAAUUAUUAUAUUAAUAGGAGAAUUAAUUAAUUAAUUAAGAAUCAAGUGACUUACUCAUUCGUACGAAUUUUCAUCUUAUAUAUACCAAAUACUCGUUUUACAAAGUAUUGCAUAAGUUUUCAAUGCGACGUAGAAAUCCUGCAAUCACACUGCCGUGUAAUUAUUUUGUACAGAGUUUGUUAGUCAAAUACAAAGUGGAAUGAAUUUGUCUCAAUUUA
This is a messenger RNA of Leptopilina boulardi, 4187 nucleotides long. It is a transcript of the gene PIG-O, whose product is annotated as GPI ethanolamine phosphate transferase 3. Bases 303 to 3473 code for a protein of 1056 amino acids. The record is from RefSeq and is a predicted model, not a curated record. Gene Ontology annotation, biological process: GPI anchor biosynthetic process. Gene Ontology annotation, molecular function: mannose-ethanolamine phosphotransferase activity. The transcript is spliced from 6 exons. Gene Ontology annotation, cellular component: endoplasmic reticulum membrane. Lineage: Eukaryota; Metazoa; Arthropoda; Insecta; Hymenoptera; Figitidae.